Messenger RNA from Symbiodinium sp. CCMP2592, 6864 nucleotides. Lineage: Eukaryota; Dinophyceae; Suessiales; Symbiodiniaceae. The record is from the annotation of a GenBank genome assembly.
AUGGGGCUCUUCGAGUGCAACUGUCCAAACAGUCUCAGUUGCUGCUCGCACUUGUACGCCGCCUGCGUGGCGCUUCCCCAGUAUCGACAUCGUGCUGCCUUUCUGUGGGCCCUGCGGCAGGACCUCGGUGCUGCAGCUGGCAGUGAGGAGAAUCCAAGCAAGCAAAGUUGGUCCAGCCGAGCACCGAGGGGUGGCUUCGAAGGCUGCCGGCGACGGGUGAAGGCUGCGUUGCUUCGGCACCUGCCCCUUGAGGAUGUGGCGGAUGCGGCAGUGGAUGCUGCGGUGGGGAUGUGGGUUCGGGUUGAAUGGCUGCGGCAAGGCCGCGUGCCGAAGCUCGGCGCCUACUGGGCCGAUGCCGUGGAGCGGAGCCUGGGAGAUGCCGCUGCCUCCACCGACAUCGACCUGGGCACGGCAGCACAGGACCGCAUCAGGAAUCUCCUCGGAAAGCUUCGCAUGAAGCCAGCAGAACUGGCCCCCCUGCUCUUGGCCUUGGCACAGGGCCAACUCCCGGAGUCUGAGAGGCUCUCGCAGCGGUGGGAAGGUCUGUGCCGACACUUCUGGGCGCAGGUCGCGGUCGAGGCAGCUGACGGCAAAGAGGGCCCAGGCAAGUCGUCAAGCCGCACUCUCGCCGAAGUCCGCUUGGCUGCCGUUGCUGCAGCAUUGGAGGUCACUCCGGCAAGCACGAGCUGCGCUGCAGAACGACUCUGGUGCAUAGAGGAGACAUUGUUACGACGUUAUGGUGUCAGCUCCUUCUCGCAGCUGCAGGUUCCCAAGGACGCCUCCAAGGACAAGGACAAGGACUGCUACCGAAGCUUCGCCGAGAUGAUCUCCGACUGGACCGAGGCUCCCAAAGACCUUCGAUUUGGAUCCGGGGAUGGAGGCGCUGCCGACGGUGUUGUGGGUGCCAUGGUGGAGCGCGAGGCAUCACAGCUGCUGCAGGAACUGGGGGGACAAGAUGCCCUGCCACAGGAAGAGGCCGAGGACGCCUUGCGGCUUCUUCUCUUCCGUCGCUUCGGAGCUGUGGGUGAGGAAAGAGACUGGGCGGCAGCAGCUGCCAAAGCAGUGGCAGAUGCACCGGAGGAGGCAGCACCAGCUCACCGCGCCUUACGCUGCGCAGCUGCGGCAGCCUUUGGGUCAGCAGUUGCCACAAAGGAGGCAGCAAAGGCGCUGGUGGCCUUAUCCGAAGAGGGCUGGGAGAAGGCAGCUGGGCGGUUGAUCCAGGCAGCUCCGGCGCUGGUGGCUUUGGGGGAGUGGCUUGCUUGGGAGGAGGUCUUUGCAGCCCAGGUCGGCAGCUUGCGAGAAUUCCUGCACCGGGAAGCGCCUGGGCUGGGAAUCUUUGCCUUCGAAGUCGAAAGCGACUUCAUCAAGAUGGAUGCCGCAUCCGGAACUGCGGAGGCUUUCAGCGCUGCAUUGGAAGCGCAAGAUUCCAGAAAAGCAGCAGAGGCCAUGCUCGCUUUGGUGCACAGCUGUGGCGGGCUGCGAUCCGGUCCUUUGCAGGCGCUGCAACCUGGGCUCCGCCAGGCGGCAGCUUCCUUGGGCGAGGCUUAUGCCACGUUGAUGGCGCAGCUGAUGCAGCAGCUUCCAAGGCCCUUUCGAGAAAACACGGAGGUUUUGCGAGCGGUGCUGGAACCGCUUUCGACGGAAGCCGACCUUCAUCGAUUCGCGGAGGCCGCGCCACUCCUGGCAGACCGGGCGGCACUUCUUGGUGCCGUGAAGGCGCCCUUUCUCCUGCGCCGCGCCGCCGAGCGCCUGGCCACGGCCACACGCACCAUGAAGGAGGCUGCGGCGACGUUUACCGGCCGUUCUGCCACCACCACACGCACGCAGCCUUCUACUACAAGGCUGGAAAGCGGUUCGCAGUCGUCCAAGACCCAGGAGGCCGCGAGACCCGCGGCAGCGGCAGCACAGGCCAGCAGCAGCUCAUCCGUUUCUGCGGACGGGGCCGAGGGCUUGGUGGCUGCUAUUCGUCGUGAGGAGUUCGGCUUCGAGGGGGAGGAGAUCCUUGGAAGUGAGCUGCAGGUGAAGCAGAAUGCGCGCCUGGCUCGUGCGCUGAAGCGCUUGGCGGGAGAGCUGUAUGGGAGCGACGUGCACUGGCAGCUCGAGCUCUUGCAGAAUGCCGACGACAACUCCUACCAGAACGGGACGCUGCCAACGGCCGAGUUCCUGCUGCGAGCUUCAGAAGGCGGUGAGGUCAUAUUCCGCUGCAACGAGACCGGAUUUCGCGAAGCAGAUAUCCGAGCGAUCUGCGACAUUGGCAACUCGUCGAAGGUCGGCGUUGCCAAAUACGGCCCCGGCGGUCGCGUCGUUGCCACUGGUGAGAAAGGCCUUGGCUUUAAGGCAGUUUUCGCCCUGACGGACCGCCCACGCCUUUUCUCCGGACCUUACCGCUUGGAGUUUGAUUCACAACAUCCCAGCGGAAUUGGCUACGUGCUGCCCCGGUGGCUGGAAGAUGCCGAGGAAGCUCGCGAGCUGUGCAGGCCCUCCUGGGGCUCCGUGCUUCGAAUGCCUCUGCGGACGGAGCUUCAACCGCGAAAGGAGGAGCUCUUCCGACGCCUUGCCUCCUUGCCGCCCUCGCUUCUUCUGUUCUUGAAGCGACUGCGCCAGGUCUCGGUGGAGUUUCAGGGGAUGUCGGCUUCGGCGGCGUCGGCUCCGAACGAGGAAGGAGCCGACGGCCUACGCGUGCGCUACGCGGAGGACGCAGCCGUCGAAGCACGCUGGGAGGAGAUGACGGGCCCCGUGAAACUUGAGGUGUCUCGAGAUGGAGGCCAGAGUUGGGAAGCAGACCAUUGGCUGCUGCUCCGCCGACGGUUUCAGGUGCCAGAGGGUUUGUCCAAGCCCGGCUUGGCAUCGCCCGGGCCCCCGUCCACGCUCUUGGAGCUGGCGCUGCCAAAAAGCCCGGAAGGUGGCUUCGACCGAAGCCGCGGUGCGCAGCAGGUCUUCGCUUUCCUCCCGGUACGAUCCUACGGCUUGCCCUUCGCGCUACAAGCCGACUGGGCCGUGUCUUCCUCCAGGGAAGAGCUGCUUGCUGGCUGUGCCUGGAAUGAGUUUCUGAAGGCGCAGGUGCCGCAGCUGAUCCUGGAGCUCGUGGCCGCCGUCCGGGCCGAGCCCGUAGACUCGGCCCUCCGCUGGACCUACUACGCUGCGAUUCCUGCAACGGCCACGGCCUCCACGUUCUUCAGGCCCAUGGUGGCCCAGGUCCUGGCGAAGCUCCGAGGCUGCGAGUGCAUGCUCACGGACGAAGAGACCUUCUGCCAGCCUCAGCAGGCGAUGCGAUGCUCAGAAGAGGCUCGCGCAGCGUUUGACGGAUGCUCGCCUCUCCGUGCUGCUCUGCGCGCGCAAGGUUUCCACUUGCUGCAUGAGAAGGUCGAGGCCUCUGCACCCGCCGGCUUGCUGGAUGGCCUCGGCGUCCAACGCCUCGGCGCUGCAGCGCUGCUCCGACUGCUGCCAAAGGCAGAGGCUUUCCCCGGACUGGAUUCAUGGAGACAGAUCCUGGUACUGCUGGAUCAGCUUUUAGACGCAGCACCCCGGAACGAUGCUUCCCGACUGGUGGAGGUGGCCCGACAGCUGCCUUUGCUUCCGCUGCAGGGAGACGGCUCCCUGCAGCCAGCAGCCAGCAAGCUGGUCCUGCCGCCCGUGAAGCCGGAGGUGGAAGGCUUUCCGCCAGAGCUGCUGGCGGAGCUGCGUGCCGUGGAUCCAAGGCUGUUUGCUGAAGGUGGAGCGGAUAGGGCGGAUACUGAUGAAGGAACCUUGGAUGCCCUAGCCGCUGCUCGAAUCAGGAAGUUGCUGCGCAGACUGGGCGUGGUCCCACUGACGCCUCGACUGGUCGUGAAGGACAUCAUCGGGCCUCUCUUUUCAACUUGUGCCGUUGUUCCCUGCGUCGUUCCGGUGGACGAGGCGCCUCGAUCGCCCUCGGCAUUGCUGGCUCUCGGCGGUUUCCUUGCGAAAAACGCAGCAUUGGCGGAAGAACUGGGACCAAGCUCGGCCAUCGGCUGGCCACUCAAAGCUAUGGACAAGGUGGCUGUGGGACAGCGAUUCUUCGCCCCGGCACUGCACUCGCCCCGUGCGGCUGCUUUCCUGGAGGCAGCAAAAGGAGUACUCGACAUUCACCUGCCGGCGGCUCCUACGAAGCUUGGAACGACCACAGCCUUGGGUGAGGCCUUGGAGACCUUGGGCUUGGCUUUGCCAGGUCCCUUGGUCACCGCAGCAGAUGGGGACUUCCGAAGUCCUGAGUUUGAGCAGCUGACAGUGGCCAUCGCAAAGGAAGCUCGUGAAACAGGCAGUCUCGAAAGGGCACGUCUGCUGGCCCAGGCGCUCAAUGUUGCGUGGCAGAGCAGCUAUCUGCGCUACGCUCGUCGUGGUGACGGUGUGGUCUCCAGCUUCAUGCUUGCGCUGCAGUCGUCCUGGUGGCUUCCUCCCGACGACUUGGCCGAAGAGGACGGUGACCAGGCCCCUCUUUGCUGCCCCGCCGAACUGGUCGCCGGCACUGCGGCCGUCCGUGCAGCGCUGCCGGAUGCCGCGCUGCUGAAAGGCCGCCUCUGUUCCGCCGUCUCGGGCGCCUUCGCAGAGGCUCUGGGCGUGGUCACAGAACCAUCGGUGGAGCUGGUGAUGAAGGUUCUACGUGGCUUUGCGACGCACAGCCCGGUCGGGCCCGACAGCGCAACCGCAAUCUACGGGUACCUAGAGCGGGCAGGUGCCGACUUGGCAGAGCUGCAGAGGAUGCCGUCCGUCGUAGUCGCGGCUGGAGAAGCAGCCCGCGUCCCUGCUGAUGUCGUGUGGGAGGAUGCCAACUGCGACCUUCCGGCUUUGCAGCAACUCUACAGCGCACGGUGGCGUCGUUUUUUCGUCAUUGGCCUGGGAGUGCCCGAGCAUCCCACAGCAGAGCAGGUCCUCAGGCGCCUGGACCAGCUGAGCGCCAGCACUGCGCCGAGCGCUGCCCUCUGGCCGCUGCUCCUCCGUGUGGCCAAGGAACUCUCAGAUGCCUCGUCAGCUGACGCAGAAGCUUGGGCAGCUUUGCCAGCGGCACUUGGGACCCGUCGUUGCGUGCCGCUGCAGCUGGGCGGCUUGGGUGCUCCGAAAGAAGGCGUCCUCCUCGAGGACGACGUGGAGGGCGCUGGGGUGCCCGAGGCGGCUCUCGCCACGCUUAGGGCCCAGGCGCCGCUGGCGGCCCCGGCACCCCGAGGAGCCAAAGACGCGGAGCACUGGCCGGUCUUGGCCGAUGCGCUGAAGCUGCAAAGCCUCAGCACGGUGUGCUCCAUCACCUCAAUCUACGGUGGCGAGGAGAGACCGGCUCCUGUGAUUGCAAAAGCUGUUGCCUCGUUGCUGCCGCUUGCACAGCGCUUCCUCAUCCACAAGCACCGAGCCGUCUAUGAUUCUUUCAAUGCGACAUGCCUGACCAGAAAAGUGGAGAAACUGCUUGUCCGUGAAGUUGAUCCACCUUUGAAGCUUCGCUGCAUCUUCUCCGUGGUGCCUGGCCAAGAUCCAAUCCAGGCGGAGGUCGAGAGUGACUGCUACUUGCAGGUCAGGAGUGGGCGUGUGGAAGAGGCAUCCUAUGAAGUGCGACUCCGAAUGGUGUGCGGAGCCACACUCCCUGCCCUGUGUGUGGAGUUGGCACGGCUGCUGCUUCCUUCGGCGAAGCCAGCAAAGCAGGACGAGGUGGCGAGGGUGCGACAGACGCGCGAGGCCUUAGCCACCUUCCUGGCUUCAGCAGCCUUGGCAGGAGAAUCGGGCGCAUCAUCGCUUUGCGAGGCCCUGCAGAUCCCGGCGUUGCCCAGUGAGGACUCACCUGACUAUACGUCACCCUGGCCGAUGCCGAAGGAGGUCGCCGAGCAGCUCGAGCUGGAGCGCCGGCUGCUCGAGGCGGCGCAGGAGACCGAGCCUGAGAGGCUUUUGCCGCCAAGGGACGAUGAGGAUCAGGAGCCACCUGCAGAGCCUCCGAGCAAGAGAGCACGGACGGAGGGGCCCGAGGCCGUGAUGGCGGAGGCUGCGAUCUUGGAAGGUGCCGCAAAGGACCGCUUGGCAGAGAUGGAUCUCGGAAAGGAGGAGCACGAGCCGGGCUCGUCUGCAGCCAGAGACGGGGAGGUGGAUGGUUGUGCUGACCCGGCUUCAGGCACUGCCUUGGAAGAGGUGAGUGAGACCGAAAUGAAAGAUGCAGAGGCGUUGUUGAAGAACAUCAGCGUGAUCGACCAGCAAAUUGGGGAGAACGGCGAAGGAAAGGGCGCUGGCAAAGGCAAGGGCAAGGGCAAGGGCAAGGGCAGCGGCAAGGGAGGUGACAAGCCAGGCCAGGGCGACAAGGAGCGCAGUGCAACGGAGUUGGGGCGCAUCUUGGACCGGCUUCCAGGUAUCUCGAAUGCUCCGGAAGAAGAGUCUUCGGAGGCAAAGAAGGAGAAAGCAUUUAGAACGCGGGUGUACGAUUUGGAAGAUCUUCGUGCCCAGUCGAAGAAGAUGCGUCUUGCGCCAUUGCCGAGCCGGAAUGACUUGCCACAGGAGGAGCGUGAAAAGGUUGGGCGUUGGGGGGAACAGUUCGUCUACGAGUACUUGCAGAAGAAGCUCGAGCAUGAGGACAGCCAAAAGCGCGUGGUCUGGGUCAACGAGGUGGAGGAGACCGGCUUUCAGUACGACCUCCGAAUUGAGGACAGCACCAGCGGAGAUGUAGAGGCCUAUGUAGAGGUGAAAACAUCGCGUGCCAAGGACAAGCAGCUUUUCGAGAUGAGCUACAGGGAAUGGACGUUUGCACAGAAGGAGGGAGGCAAGUUUGUCAUCUUUCGGGUUUCGAACGCCGGCAAGGAAGAUGUCGAGCUCUGCUCAAUUACGAAUCCCUUCCGGCAGUGGAAGGAGCUGAACUUGGGUCUCUGCUUGACUUUCUGA